AUGUGUGGAACACAAAAUUCCUUAACCCUUAUCAUUCUUCUAACAAUUUCUCAUGUUUCUCUACUCCUAAACUUAGUCAUUGCAGUUAAUCCAAGUGGGUUUAGCAUGAAGAUCAUUCAUAGAGACUCUGUAGAAUCACCUCUAUAUCCAGGCGAUCAUUUAACACAAGAUGAAAGAUUGCAAAGACUCGUCCAACAAUCGAAAGAUCGAGCACGCUACAUUGGAUUACAAAUAUCAAGUUUCAACAAAACAACAAACUCGAUAAACACUGAUAUUGCACGUUUACCACUAGCUUACGAAGUUGGAUCAUUUUAUGUUGCAUUGGUUGGAAUAGGUACUUUUAACUUACCACAACCUUUCAAGAAUUAUUAUUUAAUGGUUGAUACUGCUAGUGAACUUGUAUGGACUCAAUGUGAAGGCGGUGUAUCUUACUUUCGUCAACAGGAACCCUUAUAUCCUGCAACAUCUUCAAGUACAUAUGAACCUCUUCGUUGUAAUAUACAAAGAGGGGAACGUCACCCUCUUUGCGUCCCACUCCCAGAAAGAUGUGUCAACGAAACAUGUACUUACCAAGCACAAUACGCGAGUAGCUCAUCUUCUAUUGGUGUUUUGGCUAAAGAAAAAUUCACUGUAAAUUCAGAUAACGGUGGCCUUCAACCUUUUGAUAUCAUCAUGGGCUGUGGAUUUAAUCAACGGAAUUUCGAUCCACUUAUUGGUUCUGGUUAUAGAAGUGGGAACCCUGAUGUUAUAGCAGGAAUACUUGGUCUAAAUGCAGGACCUCGGUCCUUUCUAAAUCAGUUAGGUCCUGCUGGAGGAAAUAAAUUUGCACACUGCCUGAUGCCAUAUACUAAUGGUACGGCUCCAAGCACGUACUUAAGGUUUGGUGCAGACGCAAGAAUUGGAGGUGGAGGUCAACAAGUAUAUACAACUCCUUUAGUUUCUUAUCGUGAUAACCCAUAUUUUUAUUACUUGAUAUUAGAAGAUAUUAGCGUAGGUGGGAAUAGACUCGGAUUUCACCCAAGGGAUUUCGAGUUUCAGGCGAAUAAUAGAAGAGGCGGUUGUUUGAUAGACUCUGGUUCUCCAAUAACCACAAUGUACGGACCUCACUUUGAUAGAGUUGCGCAAGGGAUUGUGGGAUAUUUUCUGGUCAACCAAGGCAUUAGUCUUGUUCCAGCAGCAUCUCGAAGCUAUUUAAAUUUGUGUUUUAGAAAACCUAGUAUACCUGAUUUUAAAUAUCCAACAAUGACAUUUCACUUUGAAGGUGCUACUUUUUUACUCGACCAACCGGAUACUAUCUUUUCCAUCACCGCUAAUGAUUUUUGUUUAGGUAUUCUUCGAGUGCCAAUUGUAGGUCCAUUUGAUGUCGUUUUUGGAGCAAUGCAACAGGCUCGCAAAAGGAUCGUACAUGAUGUUGGGGAAGGGUCGCUCUUAUUUGCUAAAGAGGAAUGCCAAUUGGGUUCAUAA
Molecule: messenger RNA, 1464 nt
Organism: Papaver somniferum (opium poppy)
Lineage: Eukaryota; Viridiplantae; Streptophyta; Magnoliopsida; Ranunculales; Papaveraceae
Product: aspartic proteinase CDR1-like
Exons: 1
Coding region: 1-1464 (487 amino acids)
Cellular component (GO): extracellular region
Source: RefSeq, a predicted model, not a curated record